AUGUCGCUGCUGGCAGUCGGCACCUUCAAUACGAACGAGCUUUUCACCGUUCGCUUCGAUGCUGACAAGGAGACUCUAGAACUGCUCAACGUUUCGGAAGCCAAGGGCAAUCAUUCGUGGCUAUCCACCGCUAGUAUCCCCAAAGCUGCCAAGGGCGAUGAUGCUGCAGCAUCGCCAACGCACUUGUAUGCAACAUGCUGGACUCAACCUCCUAGCGUCGCUUCCUACACAAUUGAGCGCGACGCUGCUGCGAGCAGUGCGCAGUUCGAGUUGCUCAACACCGCAGAGACGGCUGCAAGGUCGGGCUACGUCUACGUCGGCUUCCCCGAAAAGGCCACGCAUCCCGUUCUAUACACAUGCGGAGGACCGACAGGCGAAGUGAUCGGGAUCGAUUCCGAAACAGGUGCAUUCGACUUGGAGGGAAGUAAGCACGACUCGAUCGUUGCAUCCCACUCACCUUCGGAUGGCGUCACGGGCGUCGGAUCGGCCGGUCGUAUCCAAGAGAUCGACUUUGUCACGGGCGAUUGCUCCUUGCCGGGCAAAACGCUCGCCGAGACGAGGGAGCUGAGAAAGAAAGAGCUGCAGACAAGUUCUGACAAAGGGGACGGAACCACCUCAACCGGCAAGCUUGAUGCUUCCAACGGCAAGAACGCCAUGGACUUUGGUGGACUGCGCCAUGGCUCGCAUGGUAUCGACCUCUCCCCGGAUGGAAGUGUCUGCUACGUCCCCGACAUUGGUCGAAACUGCGUCUGGACCAUGGAUGUCGAUCCAUCCAACGGCGCUCUGAGUCUCGGCGAGAAGAGCGUAGCGCCACGCAGUAACGACGGACCACGCCACACCAUCUCGCAUCCGGACGGACGCUACAUCUAUAGCUUGCAAGAGCACAGCUCGAUGGUCGACGUCUUUGAGCUCAUCAAAGAUGCGAAAGGAACACGAUUGGAGUGGAGACAAGGGGUCAAAAUCAUUCCACAGAGCGACGACGCGAGUCUCUACUGGGCGGAUGAGGUUCGCCUGUCUUGUCCGGUGCCGAAUGCCGAUGGUACCUAUCCGCGCUACAUGUUCGCAUCCACUCGAGGUUUGGCCACAGGAACGAAGGGAUGGGUUGCCGUUUUCCUGCUCGACAAGAACGGGUUGGUUGUGUCGCAGCGCCGCGACGCUGAUCAUGACCUCGGCGAUGCAUUGUGCUUGUGGCAAACCCCCACAUCUGGUGGGUGGGCCAACGCAAUCGAGCCUGCUCCCACACUGCUCGGUGGGAACAACGCGAAACAUCAGUAUGCUGUGCUGACCGACAGCGAGGUGGGUCAGGUGCGUAUGCUGCGGCUUGAUGUGGAGGACCCAUCUCACCCACAAACAGUCUCGAUCAAUGAAGUUGCCACACUCGACCUUGGCAAAACGGCCAACGGCAAACUCAGAGAAGCUGCCACGGCGGUCUGGAUUUAG
Molecule: messenger RNA, 1440 nt
Organism: Pseudozyma hubeiensis SY62
Lineage: Eukaryota; Fungi; Basidiomycota; Ustilaginomycetes; Ustilaginales; Ustilaginaceae
Exons: 1
Coding region: 1-1440 (479 amino acids)
Molecular function (GO): protein binding; 6-phosphogluconolactonase activity
Source: RefSeq, a predicted model, not a curated record